Molecule: messenger RNA, 994 nt
Organism: Magnolia sinica
Lineage: Eukaryota; Viridiplantae; Streptophyta; Magnoliopsida; Magnoliales; Magnoliaceae
Exons: 5
Coding region: 514-942 (142 amino acids)
Source: RefSeq, a predicted model, not a curated record
CACCUGAUUUUGCACAAUGCUGCAUAUGGAGGUGCUUUUUGGCCAGGGUGCAUGUGGUGCUAGCUAAUCUCUAGCCAUCCAAAAACUACAUUGCGGUCCACUGGAUGGACUGGGAAAUUGCUAGGUUUGGCCGAGUAUGGAUUGAGGGGUCUCUCUUGCAGGUAUGUUGUGGUUUCUUUAAAGCUUCUCUAUGUUUUCACAAUGCAAAAUUCUGCUUAUGAUUGUAUGAGAUGGGAGCUUGUUCUAUAGAUUUAUAAUAGAUGCUGUAUUAUCUUUCAAAAGAAUGUGGUCCCGACCCAAUUGAGGAAGUUAUGCCCAAAGUGUAGUUAGCAUAGUGUCCCAGUGGGAAUCAGAAGUUUAACUGGCAAUGGUAUCAUCUCUCCUUGAUAGGGGCAAUAGUAAUGGAUAGAUGAUUGAAAGGAGAAAUAAAGUCAACCAUAUAGGAUACUGAAUCUGCUAAGGCAUCUAGAAGACAGCUGAAAGAGACAAUCUACUCAGUGCUGUUUGAUAUGAAUGUUCUUGCUGUUUGUGCCAUCAAUCCGGCAUACACAAACAAGCUGUAGAACAAGUUUUCACGUUUGGAAGAAGAGAAUGAAAGGCUCAAGAUGUAGAAGGUUUUGGAUGCUUCCUGGUACAUGCCUGACGAGCAGCAAAAUCCACUUCAAGAAUAUCAGGUUCAAGUCUUCAACAAAUAGAGGGCCUGGUUCUGCAACACUCUACGGCUCCAAGCAGUAUAAUCUCAAUGCUGUGCGACUUACCGAAUCAGCUAUGCUUCUCAGCCCAUUGCAGGGAAACUUCCCAGGGAGGAAUUUGGGCUCAUUGCAAGAAAAGAAAAGGGCCUACAUCACACAUAGUGGACACGUGAUCGUGGCCAGUGAGGUUGGUGUUGUAGACAUCUGCCAGAAGAUGUGGCUAGGAAAGGAAGACAUGAUCGGUCCAUAAGGGGACCUUACUGAAACAGUUCACGUGGAAGGCUAGGAAAGGAAGACAUUUA